AUGUUGAAAAAAGACAGACUCGACACAAGGCUAUGCCAGUACAGUCCCGAAUCCACAGCCCCCUUCACUUCCUACGGGGGCUCCCCAUAUGACCCUUCUCCAGGCAUGGCUGGCUCUAUGGGCUAUCACCCGUACGCCGGUCCCCUGGGCCCGUACCCGUUUGGAGACCCGGCUUACCGGAAGAACGCCACACGAGAUGCCACCAGCACCCUGAAGGCCUGGCUCAGCGAACACCGGAAAAACCCGUACCCCACCAAAGGAGAAAAGAUCAUGCUGGCCAUCAUCACCAAGAUGACCCUCACCCAGGUGUCCACCUGGUUCGCCAACGCCCGCAGAAGACUGAAAAAAGACAACAAAAUGACUUGGGCGUCACGGAACCGCAGCGAGGAUGAAGAUGAGGAGGACAGCAUUGAUUUAGAGAAAAACGAGGAGGACGAUGAGCCGCUCAAAACAGCCGAAACAACACAGACGACCAGAGAUUUAGUUGUCGAUGACUGCACGGAAAGCCGCACGGAAGACCAGGACGCGACGGAUAGUGUUAUCAUCGACGGUGGAGAAGAAGAGGGGCAUCGGACAGAGUCUCCGGUGCCCACGACCUCCUCUCCCCGAGACGAGCCCAGCGAAACCGAGAAGCCCCUCCGUGAGAACUGCAAACCCUCAUCUGUCAUUCAUUCCGCAAACCCGACCCCCAAACCCAAACUCUGGUCUCUGGCCGAAAUUGCUACGUCGGAUAAGAGGAGUGAAGAAGCGUCACAGCCAUCACCAGGGACGUUAUCGCCCGCCGGGUCACCAGCGCAGUGCCCCUUUCCCCCCAGACACUUAUACUACGCGUCUCCUUUCUACGCGGGCUUCACGAACUACGGCGCUUUCGGAAACCUGAACGGUUCGAACCCGGCGCAUCUGAGCGGAAUUAAUCAGGCUGUGUUACACCGAGCGCGAGACAGCAGACUGACUCUGGAGAUGUGCAAAGAACUCACCUUCGAGCACAAGAGGGCGAAUGUUUAGCGUUUCUAUUUAUCGAAACGCUGGACGAAUAGCAAAUGAAAAGCGUUCUUUCUGAACUUUCCACUAAGCAUAAAACUGUUUUUUAUAUUUAAAAAAGAACAUUCUUUUAUUAACAUAUCUAUCGUUUAUUGUGAGAUAUUUGUGCA
This is a messenger RNA of Sinocyclocheilus grahami, 1151 nucleotides long. Its product is annotated as iroquois-class homeodomain protein IRX-5-like. The record is from RefSeq and is a predicted model, not a curated record. The coding region runs from base 1 to 1005 and encodes 334 amino acids. Gene Ontology annotation, biological process: regulation of transcription by RNA polymerase II; neuron differentiation; cell development. NCBI's taxonomy places the organism in Eukaryota, Metazoa, Chordata, Actinopteri, Cypriniformes, Cyprinidae. The transcript is spliced from 4 exons. Gene Ontology annotation, molecular function: RNA polymerase II cis-regulatory region sequence-specific DNA binding; DNA-binding transcription factor activity, RNA polymerase II-specific. Gene Ontology annotation, cellular component: nucleus.